AUGGGGGAAAGAGCAAGAAGUUCAGAUAGCGAUCAAGAAAGUAAAACAGGCAAACGUCAUUCCUGUUACUAUUCAUCUGAUUUUGGAACGACACCACAGUCUUCUGGCCAGUCGUCGCCAGUCGAUCCUUCACCUGUAAAUAUUAGGGAGAAAAAUCCUAAAAUACAAGUAUCAGAUAAUCAAGUGCAUCACCAAGCUCCUAGGAAGCCAAGCCCUAAGGGUACACCAAACAAAAAGGGAGUUCGAGUGGGAUUUCGUUCUCAAAGUCUCAACAGAGAGCCACUUUGGAAAGAUCCUGAUCUUGUGACAAAACGGGUUCUUUCUGCAAGACUGCUAAAAAUCAAUGCACUACAGAAUGAAGUAUCUGAACUCCAGGUCAAGUUAGCUGACCUGCUGAAAGAAAAUAAGGCUUUGAAAAGGGUUCAGUACCGACAGGAGAAAGUCCUGAAUAAGUUUGGAGAUGCGGAAAAUGAAAUCUCACAACUUAUAGUUCGUCAUAAUAAUGAGAUUACAGCUCUCAAAGAACGCUUGAGAAAGUCUCAAGAAAAAGAACGAGCAACUGAGAAAAGAGUGAAAGAUACAGAAAGUGAACUAUUUAGGACGAAAUUUUCCUUACAGAAAUUGAAAAAGAUCUCUGAAGCUAGACACCUACCUGAAAGAGAUGAUUUGGCAAAGAAAUUAGUUUCGGCAGAGUCAAAGUUAGAUGACACUGAAAGAAGAAUCAAGGAACUGUCAAAAAACCUCGAGCUGAGUACUAACAGUUUCCAGCGACAGUUGCUUGCUGAAAGGAAAAGAACCUUUGAGGCUCAUGAUGAAAAUAAAGUUCUUCAAAAGGAGCUACAACAACUUUAUCACAAAUUAAAGGAAAAAGAGAGAGAACUGGAUAUAAAAAACAUAUAUUCUAACCGUAUGCCAAAGUGCUCUCCAAAGAAGGAAGAGAAAAAUUCAUCAAGAAAAAAUGCUGCAUGCCAGAGUGAUUUUACAGACCUGUGUACCAAAGGAGUACAAACCACCGAAGAGUCUGAAGCAGAAGAAUUUCCUGUAACACCAGAAAUAACUCUGUGUUAUGAAAACAAGUGGGAAGAACCAGAGCAUCUUACCUUGGACCUGGAAUCUCCAGAGCAAGAUGAGCACAAAGAAGCACGGAUUCUAAGCCCAAUGGUGGAAAAAGACGAAAAACACUUUAAAGAUCAAGGACUGCAUACAGGGGCUGAGAAGCUGGAGGAUGAAUGGAAAAGAGAAGAACUUGAUAAAAAGCAAAAAGAAAAGACAUCUUUAUUUGAGAGAGAAGAAAAGCCAGAGUUGGAAACUGGAAGGCACCAAAUGGGAAUGUAUCAAAUUCAAAAUAAUGAUAAAUUGAAAGAAGAGGAAGAAGAGAGACUCAAGACUAAAAUGCUGCUUGCUAAACUGAAUGAGAUCGACAGAGAGUUCCAAGAUCCCCAGAAACUAAAAUAUCCUCCUUUACCAUUAAUACCUGAUUUGGAAUCAAAACUGCACUCAGAGAAAAGCCCCAAAACACAAAUGUUCUCUGACUCCUCAGAGAAAUUACCUAAUGGGCAUCAUUUGGAAGAUACCAGUUUUUUACUUCCAAAGGGGGAGAGCCAGAAACCAGGAAAUUUUAGAAGUACAGCUUCUCCACAUGAGUUUUCAUUUGGUAGCUACAUACCUUCAUUUGCAAAAGCAUCAGGGAAGUCAAAUCCACUUAGGCAAAAAAGUGGCCUUUGUGAUUUUACAAAAACCAGUGUGGACAAUUUUGGUAAAGACACUGUAGAUAUAACUGCAAGAAAAGAGAAAAAAGCCAACCUGAUGGAACAACUAUUUGGUACCAGUGGCAGCAGUACCAUUUCCUCUAAAAGCAGUGACCCAGAUUCUCUGGCUGACAGCAAAGGAGACUUCGAUCCUCCAAAUUUUCUGCCUAGCGAUAAGGGUAAGAGCAGUAGAGACAGGGAAUGUGACGAGGAUGAAGACUUUUUCCUUGCUGAAGGAAGAAGUGUGAAUCCAAAUAGACAGCAAUUAAAACAGGCAAACAACAAAGCAGCAGUAAAAGCGGUUGAGUCUGUAGAAGAUGACAUUGAAGAAGUAGCACUGAGAUGACUGGCUAGAGUUUACAUUCUUCUCAGAUUGUAAAUAUUAAAAUAUACAUUUAUCAUAAAUUUAUCAUAAAAAUUUACUUUUUAAUAUUAAAAAGUCCUUAUUAAAGAAUGAUUUUUAGUAGCUCCAUUAAAAAGAAACAGCAUAUCCACACUGUAUAGCUAGUUUGUCAAGAAUGAAGCAGGCUUUUUUAAAAAAUGAAAUAUAAAGAAUAUUAGUCAACUUUCUGGUGCUGGGACGUAUUACCAACAUUCACAACCUAGACAACAAAAAGGUUUAAAUUGGCUCAUGGCCUACAGUUCAGGGGGUUCAGUUCAUGGUUAGUAAGGUAGAAGGACAUGGCGGAAUAGCUGCUUCCUUCACGGUUAGGGAAACAGGUCCGGAGGGAGGGUGAGAGAAUCAGAUAGAGACCCCAGUGUCACGCUUCCACAGCCCAGCCAGACACUCCGAAGAGCUGGACUCGCCAAUCCUCUGGGAGGUUGCCAAGCCAGUCAAACUUAAUUAACACAGCUGUCUUUUACUUUGCUUUGAUCUUUUAGUUACUAACUUCUUACAUGAGGAAGCUUUACUUCACUGGUUGUCACAUUUAUUUCUUUUAUUCCUAUUUGGAAAAUUUAAUAUGUACUUUUAAGAUUUGAAUUUGUGCUCCCCACUAAAGAGACAAUAGGAUAAUACUAUUGAACUUAAAGGACUACUUCUAAAGCAAGUUUUUUAGAAUGGAACUUCUGCCUUGCUGAGUAGGGUGGAUAGAUUUCUGUUAAAAUGCACUGGUUUUCUUUUAGAUGUCUGUAGUUCACCUCAGUUGCAAAGGAGUAUGCUGGGUGUGCUUGUUCUUUGAGAAUCUAUAAUGCAUCAUCAACCAAGGGGAAAAUGCCGUGAAAAUAGAGGAAAUAGUGUAUCUGGAAGAAUAAAAACUUUAGAUAGGCACUUAUUCUAAACUGAGGGGUGUUUUUCAAGAAUCCACUAUAUAUUUGUUCAUUGUAUGAUUUCUGAUGUCAAGCAUACAUACUGAUGAGAGGAAAGAAUUCUUAUAAAAGUUUAUUCGUGAAUGUCAUUUCAUGACUAUUUGAUGAGACUUAUUUGGCUAGGUCUUUUAAAAAAUGUAUUACCGGGGCUGGGGAUUUAGCUCAGCGACAUAAGUGCCUGCCUUGCAAGCGGGCAGUCAUGAGUUCGACCGAUAAAAACGAAAAAGACAAAAAAAAAAAAAUGUACUACCUAUCAUCGUCUAAAUUGUGUUACUUAUUAUUGGGAAUAAUCUCCCAAAACUGCUAACUUGUACUGAUUUUCUUAAAGAGAUUUUUAUAUGUUACAAAUCAUUCUAAUAUAUAUAAAACAUUAUUUGUAACGCAGUUUUUUAUAAAAUAUGUAAUGUUUCAUUUAUAACUGCUACUUUUUGGUCAAAACUAUUCUGUUUAGGUUUAAAUGUUUUAAUAAAACUUUAUAGAAAAUUUUUUAUUCAGGAUAUUUAGUCUGUUACUUUUUUCUACCUGAUGGCGUCUUUAUUUAGAAGCAACAGAAUUAUUAAAAGCUAAAAUUCAGUUAUAGGCUUAAAAACAUGAUGUACAGAACAGUUUUUUUAUGAACAAACCUUAGUGAAUCAUUUUUUCUAAAAAUUUAAAUUUAUUUGUAUUUCGAACUCAUUAAUAAAAAUUUUAAAACACUAUGACUUUAUUUGAGUAAUACUCGGAUUUCUUAGAAAAAUGUUGUGGAAACAGGAUCUGUAGGGUAAAUUUUUGUGUAAUUAUUCACCUUUUUUGUAUCUGGUAUUCUUAGCUGAAUUAAAUAAAUCUGCCCUAAAUCAGCUCAGACAGUAUGCUAAUCUUAUCAGAUAAUUACAGUUUUAAUUAAUCUUUUCUCCCUUAGUAACACCCAUCAUAAUGGUAUAUAUUGCUCAUAAUAAAAAUAAUGGAAAGACAGAUUAAACUGAGCAACAAACACGAACUUACUGUGUGACUCACUGUUUUUCCGACCAUCCUCUCCUUUUCACUUUCAGCCACAGUCCUAUGCGCUAGUGGCGCCCUCUGUUGUAUAACCCCCACCCCCUGCCUGCUGACUGCUGAGUAGACAAUGCAAAUGUUCCUGAAGAAAAGAGAAAGGGAAAUUUGUAUCCUAGUGACAGUAUGAAUUUUUAGGAUUAAAAGAGGUACCGUAAAUUGUUAACGAGGAACACCUUUAAAAGCCUGCUUCCAAAAAAAAAAAGCCUGUUUCCCCUGCUACACAAUACCUACCCUUCCCAUAGGGAAGUUCUUUCAUGCAUUUUGAAAGUAUUUUGUUCUUACUAAAGGCCUGAGUUCCCUGCUGUCAGAGUGGAUGGGCUUCAUCCCUGCCCUCCCACUGCUCCCUAUGUGUCCAGCCAGAUUACAGUUCCUCAGUUUGCACUGAUCUUUCAGAAUGCUUCUUAACGCCCGCUGUCAGCAAAUGAAAUGUAUUUAUGUUAUUGCUUGGCAGGGUGCCUGGCAUAUUAUAAGCACUCAACAAACAUUCCAGUUAUUACCAUGGCUAAUUGUCAAUUAUUUCUUAAAGUCAUAAAGUAGAACAUAAGUAUAUAUAAUACAUGGACAUAAUACUUUUUGAAAGACAAAUAGAACAAGUUUCUAAACCUCCAUAUUAUCAAACGUCUGUACUAAGACCACUGUGCCACUGAGAUCUGCAUUACUCUCGCUGUAGUAUUCAGUAUUAAAGUGCUGUGAAAUGGAUAAGGCUUUUCCACGGAAGGAUGGAGAAACUAUAAACUUCGGAAGGAUUUUCUGAAGACAGAUUCAGUGACACAGGAAAGGUGUGAGAAGUUGACAGUAACGAGGAAACAAAAUUCAGGAAAAACAGGACUUUAAAGUUAUAUAAUGUGGUAAUUCCGUCCCUACCUUUCAAGGAACAUGUGUGUCUUCAGUUACACUGCAAACCUCUGUAUGCCUCUUUUCCUCUAAGAUGAGGCUGAUGAGAUAGCCCGUCUCGUAGCUGUCCAUGCAUUUAAUUAGUUGAUAUACCAAGAAUGAACAGGAAGCACUUAAAUAUCAGCUGCUUUGUUUUACUGGGGGAAAAAAAUCAAGAAAGGUCAGUUACACCUGGUGGUCCCAGAAUGGCAAUUGUUGGUUUUCUAUGUUUUAGCUUAUUUCUCACAAACUUCCUUUAAAGUAUCUGAUACUUUAUAACUCCUGUUUUGAAGUUGAAGUUGAUCUAUUGCAUUACAUAAAUUGUGGAUUUCAUAAAUUGCAUUCAAUAGUCUCUAAGAAAAUACUGUAUUUUGGAGUUUAGUGUUACUAGUUACAUAAAUUCAAACCGACUUCAGCAAAGCAGGGAAAGUUCAGGAGGUGGUUGAAUCUGAAUGCUGAUUCUGUUUACCUCUCAGUCGUGCUGGUUCUCCUUUCCCAGUAAGCCUCGUUUUUGGCAAAAAUAUCACAAUUGACAACCGAAAGCCUCCACCUUCCCUUCAGUGGGCACGCCCCACACAGAGGCUUAAUCUUCGCUGUGGCAGAAGUCUAAGGCCAGCCGCCUGCUGUCAGGGCUGGCGGCCUUGUGCAGGGAAAGGACACAAUGCUUACUCACCUUUCUUCAUGAAAUGGACAAGACUACUGUGGAAUAGGGAAAUACAGUGUGCUGAGAAAAGGAAUUCUGAAUUAUUGGUUCUUAUGAAAAUACACCCGCAAACACUUUUACUAGUAUAAGCAUUAGUGACUUAUCAAUACACUUCAUUCCCAGCAACAGGGCGCUUCCAUGAGAAGACUGAAUUACAAGUACGGGGUUUUGCUGUGGGAUUCAUUGGUUAUUAAAAGUGAGCUACCUAAGCAGGAAGAGAAAUAUGCAAAGUAUUUACAUUUUAGAGUUCAUAUAAAAGGCUGAGAGACCCAGAAGCACAUUCUCCCAAGCUAAAUGUUACAUCUGUGAAAUAUGUAUUCAUGCAUAAAUGAACAUAAUCGAAGUCUAAAACAUUCAGAAUAGGAAUGGGCAGCCAAAGCAGGGUGGGAAACACCAGGCUUUGGGGUCAGGAGGUGGGUUCAAAUGCGCCAUAUACUAAUUACAACUUUGGUCCAAUAACUAAACUUUUCUUAAGGUUUCUCAGAUGUGAAUGAGGCUGAACACACCUUAUGAGUUAUAAAGAUUGAGGUUUUUUUUGAGAGAUGAAAAUAAGAGAAUAACAUACGGUAUAUCCAUAGAGGGAGAACAUUAUUCAGCAUUUAAAAAUAAACUUCUGUAACACCCCAGACUUUUUCUUUCUUAACAGAACCUUGUCGAUGUGCUAUAAAUAUGUAUUUUCUUACCCUGUUAUCAGUUCUCUUUGACUGACGUGAUUCUUGUCUACACACAGGCAUAGGGUGCACUCUUGCACUGAAUGCACGUUGCCUGCUGUUUGGGGGAACAUGCAGCCUGUGGGAGGAGCGGUCUUCCACGCAUAGCUGUGCUUCACUGGCUGUUUCCAUGGAGGAGGAAAAGAUACAAAUCAGGGGCCAGGACUGUGGGUUGAAGGCCAGGUUUUAGCAUUCAGGAUGAAGCUCCCCACCCCUGCUAGGGCAAGGGGGCCUUUGUGAAUACCGUGGUCAAAGGUCACUGUCUUUUUUUCUCUCUUUUAGUGACCUGAAUAUCAAAUUUCAGAUUUCCUUCCCAGUUGACAUUGAUUCUGGACAGGCAUACUUUUCACACAAUCUACAACAGCACAUCAUAGAUGUCUGAUUUUUUAACUCUGAUAAUAAAGCAAACCCAAGUUACUGUAAUAGGCAAUAAUGGAUAUUGAAAACUUAUCUAUAUGACUGGAAACAAAGGUUUGCUCUCCUCCUCCUCCUCCUCCUCCUUCUUCUUCUUUUUCAUCUUCUUCUUCUUUCUUCUCUCUCCCGCAAUCUUUUUUUAAUUUUAAAAAGCAACACAGAAAAAAAAAAGGAUAGAAUUAAUACAGAAUUUCAAAAAAGGGAAUUAACCCAGUCAAUAUAUUGCACAUUGUUAUCUCAGAACUGGUUGUUCGGGUUACAAAAUCUAGAUACAAACAUGAUCAAACAUUGACAGCACAAACUGUUCUUUUUGAUGAACUAAGGGAGAUUGGUAGUAUAGUUAUCUAACUAGCUUUCAUGUGUAAUCUUAAACUUAGCUUCAAAAUUUGCUUCUAGUCCUGGCAAUACCUGUAGGAUUUACUCUCCUAAGCACUUACAGAGACACUUCUUCGAGUAAUGAGUACAAACCUUCAUAUUCUUUACCUAAAAUAAUUUUUAAUAGAGAAAUAGAAUCAGUGGAACCAAACAACAUAGGAAGAUGUUUGUACUAAUUGGAUCAAACACUGUGAUCAAGGCUUUGAAUAUGGAACAGUGGAACCAUGACUGAAGUCUAAGUUUUAUUACAAGUAGGAUGGACGCUGCACCCCAGGCAGGCAAGAAAUCAUGGCCUGGACAAUACUGCCAUUUUCUUGAAAAACAGGUUCAGUAUCAUUUAAGUAGACAAUUUGCUACACAUCCCUUUUAGGUGGUAUUCUCAAACUGUCUCCCAGAGCUAGAGUAGCAUUCCCUAAAAAAAUAAAAUGAUAAAAAUGUUAAUUCUUAGGCUCCAUCGUCCCAGACUCACUAAAUCAGAAACUUUGUGGGCCUAGGUCAGCAAUCACUUUAUGAACAAGCGCCCCCAACACACACACACACACACACACACACACACACACACACACACACCAGCUUGAGUUGAUGCAGCUCAAGUUUCAAAAGUACUUUCUAAAAUAACACUAGUGAGAUAAAGAAUAUUCUUUGUAGUAUACAGGAAAGUUUAUCUGUGGGAUUUUGCAUAUUCAAAUUUAGCACUCUUGGCUGCAGUCACAAAGGCAAGGGCGGCAUGGACUUACUGUUGUCUUCUCAAACUGUACACUAUAGAAGAAACUACUAUCUUUUUAAUGGCUACAACCAAGUUGGGGUCAGCAAAGGGCAAUUUUUUUUCCUUUUUUUGGUACGAGGGAUCAAACUCAAGACCUUGUGCUUGCCAGGCAGGCACUUAUGCCACUGAGCUAAAUCCCUAGUCCUGCAAAUGGCAAUUCUCUAUGGCUGAUGUCAGAAAAUUUACGCUAGUCAAGAAAGAAUAAUUCCAUCAAAACACCCAACACCAAGAAGGCCAGGUAGUUAAUAUAGCUUUCCCUCAUUGUGGCCUAUAAUCCCCUAAUUUUAAAAAAAUGCAACACUUCAAAACAUUAUCCUUAUAGUAUGCCCUCAAAAACAACUCAUUGAUGGGUUUAAAUUUGCGAUUUCAUGUAUAUGUUUUGUUUCAGCACUGACUCUUACAAUUUCAGGUUUUUGAAAGUUGGAGAAGAAAGUAGUAUAUAUGUAUGUGUAUACGCUUAAUGUCCUGGGCAGAAAUUUUCUGUGCUAGAGAUUUAACAAAUCUUAAAAUUAUCUAUAUGUAUAUGGGCAAUACUUUAGAUAAAAGUAAAACGGAACUAAGUGUUUACAUUUCUCAUGUAUACACUGCUCAGCAUCUGUGAGGACAUGUGUGUAAAUAAGAAUUUGCAUGUAUACCCAGAGGGAGUAUUUAUUUACACACAAAGUCCAUUAUGUUCACACAAGUUUAGGUCUGGUUUGUAACACAAAGCUUCUGUAUGUCUUUGGCUUCCUGAAUUGUUGUGUCUAUUAUAAAAUCAAACAAAAACUGAUAAAGUAUAGCUUGAACAAACCUGUUCUUGUGGAUUCUGUUUGUAUGGUGCCGAGUAUCAGUCAACAUGAAAGUGUAGUAUUGACAAUGGGCUGGUGGCAGUCAUCAUGAGAACAGCUAUACUUCUAAAUAGGUACUGAAGCAUAUUUCUUCAGGGCUCAUUUCCCAUAAAAUACAUCACCACUGGAAAGGUCAAUGAAAAUAAAGAGUCAUACAUUGUGAAUAUAUCCAUAAAACUGUGAUUACCCCAGUGUAAUUCUGGUCUGGGGCCUAGCAAUCUCCUUGAGUAAUUAAUAUAUUUGUUCUGACACUUCCACUGAAAUCAUAACUUUGUCAACCUUCUUACGACUAUGCAUUAUGUAUAAACAUGCUCUAAAAACUCAUUUAGUUAGGAAAUUUUUCCCUUUAUCUCUCUCACCAGUAAUUCUCAUUUUAAGCUGUAGCUUAAUUUCUGUUUCUGUUUUCCAGUAUCUUUUUUAUUAACUGCAAAGUUUGAUGGAGUCCAGCAGCAUAAUUAAAUCAGUGCACAUUGUCAGUGGGGUUUUUCCUUCACUGCUGAGAGGUUGCUAGGAUACCCUUAAAGAUACAAUUCUCUUGAUUAACUGCAAAAGCCAGAUUGCCCAAGUAAUAUGUUCAUUCAUUCAUAGAAAAACAGGUCAGGAUUAGAUUUAAAUUUAUCACAUGAUGAUGGCUAUAUAUCUCUAAAUACGCUUCAUAUUACAGAAAUGUGCUUAAGUAUGUUACAAAGAAUGUGUUUUGAAUAAUUCAGUGAAUAAGGAUUAGUCAUCUUUAUGUUACAAAACUCAUUUCUUUGAGUUGCUCAAUGUAUAUGGAUUUGAAGCUGAAAAUUGUGAAUUUUAGGAUGUCACUGAGAAAUGCACCUUCAUUUUGAUUGCUAUGUUUUUAUUUACUGGUAUAUUUUAUUCCAAAACUGCAUAGAAAUUGGAACCAUUGCCCUCUGGUUGAUUUAAUAAAAGAAAAAUUUAAAAAGCUUACAAUGCAAAAUAGAACUUCAUUUGUAAUAGCUUGAUUUGAUGGGACUAUUAUUUUGACAGAACUGACGAAAGGCUUAACCUGGGUGGUGUUUCUUCUAACAAUUAUAUUAUGGCUAAUGAGAAAGAACAUAACUGUUUCUACAAUAAAAAAGAAAAGUGUGAAGCAGUCAUAA
Messenger RNA from Cavia porcellus (domestic guinea pig), 9865 nucleotides. RefSeq names its product lebercilin LCA5 (gene Lca5). Gene Ontology annotation, biological process: intraciliary transport. Bases 1 to 2094 code for a protein of 697 amino acids. The record is from RefSeq and is a predicted model, not a curated record. Lineage: Eukaryota; Metazoa; Chordata; Mammalia; Rodentia; Caviidae. The transcript is spliced from 7 exons. Gene Ontology annotation, cellular component: axoneme.